AUGAGCAGAGCAGGCGGCGUUCCCGAUGCCUGGGACGACGACUGGGAAGCUCAAGCUGACCGGCUCGACCGCAAAGACACCAAGGAGCCGCAGGCCGUUCCGCAGCCCAGCCUGAACAGACAAGAACGGAUGCAGCAGCACGCCGAGGCGAACCGGAAACUAUGGGAAUCAGCGUAUGCAAGAUGCUUUCACAGACUAAGCUGGCCCGUAAUGAACUUUUUGCUGACUUUUGACUUUGCUUUGCUUUUGUCCUGCGGAAACAGUGAUUCGACAGAGACCUUCCACUAUAUUGAAGCCAACGGCGGCGGCGCCCCCCUCACCACCACCUUCAAGCCCCAAGUCAAAGUCCUCAGCCGUAAGCCCGUCAUCGCCAAGAAGGACCCCGUCACGGGCCUGGCCCAGAUGUCCCUCGACGACGGCGACGCUCGGCCGCAGCAGGCGCAGAUGACGCCCGACGAAAUCCGCGCAAAGCAGAAGCGCGACCGCGAGGAGAAGCAGCGGCGCUACGACGAGGCCCGAGCAAAGAUCUUUGGCGAGUCCGCCCCUUCGUCGCGCGGGUCGUCGCCUGGCACUGGUACCGUUACACCUCCGAGGGCUGAAGGGCGAGGGUCGUACCGUGGCCGUGGUAGGGGGCGCGGUGGAAACUUCAGCGGUGGCUAUAACUACGGCGGCAGCGGCAGCAGCAAUAACAACAGCAGCGGCGCUAUCAACAACGAGAGCGGCGGGCAGCAGUUUGAGCCUCGGCGACCUGCCGCUCAGCCCGGCCCUAGGAGGGAGCUGUUUGACCCCAGCUCUGCCCCGAAGCCGGAUUCGAUCCGACGAGGAGGCGGCGAUUCUCCCAUGCGAGGUCAGGCGGGCCGAGACGAGCACCAAGCAAUUCGAGCGCCCAGAGGACCAGAUGGAAGUGGCAGAGGAGGGUUUGGCUUUGCACGGCGUGGCGGCAGCAGAGAUACUUGA
Molecule: messenger RNA, 957 nt
Organism: Trichoderma aggressivum f. europaeum
Lineage: Eukaryota; Fungi; Ascomycota; Sordariomycetes; Hypocreales; Hypocreaceae
Exons: 1
Coding region: 1-957 (318 amino acids)
Source: RefSeq, a predicted model, not a curated record